Molecule: messenger RNA, 2130 nt
Organism: Ipomoea nil (Japanese morning glory)
Lineage: Eukaryota; Viridiplantae; Streptophyta; Magnoliopsida; Solanales; Convolvulaceae
Product: protein FAR1-RELATED SEQUENCE 5-like
Exons: 6
Coding region: 1-2130 (709 amino acids)
Biological process (GO): regulation of DNA-templated transcription
Molecular function (GO): zinc ion binding
Source: RefSeq, a predicted model, not a curated record
AUGGAGUCAGUUGCAUCAUAUGUAGUAUUUUACUUGCACACUAUGGGCUAUGUACUUGCAAUACUGAUUACCAGUAGCUGUACAUUUGUCCACACAGGUGAAGGGGAUUCGUAUCGUUUGGAUAUUUCUCCUGGUUUGACAAAAUAUUACGUCCCUUUGUGUGAAGAUUCAGUUAAACCGUUUGUGGGGAAGGUUUUUCCUGAUUUGGAUACUGGGGUUGAAUUCUAUACUAAAUAUGCAUCGAUUGUUGGGUUUGAUGUUCGACUAAGUCACUUGUCAAAAUGUGAUGAUGGGACCACUGUUUGGAGGUAUGUUCUUUGUAAUCGAGAGGGUCAUAAGCAUGUUGUUUGUAAAGAUAAAUCGUCAGUAGCAGAAUUGGAUGGUGAUGCGGAGUCUUCGGUUAAAAAGAGGAGGAGAUUUUCAAAUAGGGUUGGGUGUGGGGCUUGUGCUAUUUUUAGAUAUGGAGGCGAUGGCACUUAUGUUAUUCACAGGUUUGAAGAGCGUCAUAACCAUUCAUUGACAUCAGUAAUGUCAAGACAGUUUUUGAAGAUGAAUAGAAAGGUUGGACCUGGUCAUAUGAAGUUUGUUGCUGAUUGUGGAAAAGUGAACAUUGGUCCAGUGCAGAGUUUUCGAUUGUUUGGUGAGAUGUUUGGUGGGCUGGCAAAUGUUGGUGCAACAAGUUUGGAAUUUCGGAAUAUUAAAAGGGAUGUGGACGCAUUUUCUGCUAGGGUUGAUGCUCAGAUGAUUACAAACAGGUAUGAUGUGGUGUUUACACCAUUUACUGGUGUUAAUAAUCAUAAAAAGUCUAUUACUUUUGGGGCUGGGUUGUUGACAAAAGAGGAUAUUGAGUCAUAUGUGUGGUUGUUUGAGAAAUUUAAGGAAGCGAUGGGUAGUGAGCCAGUAUUGGUUGUUACUGAUCAAGAUCCAGCAAUGAGGGUUGCAUUUCCACGUGUGUUCAAGGAAGCUAAGCAUAGGUUUUGCAUGUGGCACAUUAUGUCCAAGGUAGGAGAUAAGGUUGGCCCUUCAUUGAGUAAAAACGAGAGUUUUAGGUCAAAGUUAAAUUCUGUUGUAUGGAGUCAUUAUUUGGAACCAGCUGAAUUUGAUCAUCAAUGGAAGGUUGUCAUGGAGGAGUUUGGGUUGUUGGAGCAUAGUUGGUUUGUCAAGAUGUAUGAUCUUCGUCAUCUUUGGAUUCCUGCAUACUUUAGUGAUGUUAGUAUGAAUGGGUUAAUUAGGACUACUUCCCGGUCGGAGAGUGAGAAUAGUUUGUUUGGUUCCUUUACUACUCCUCAGUCCAACUUGGUUGAAUUUUUCAUGCAUUUUGAUCGUGCGAUUGAUAGUCAACGCUAUUCUAUUAAUAAACUCAACAGUGACUCAGAGGCAUGUUUUCCAGAUUUGAAGACACCACUGUCCAUGGAGAAACAUGUUGCAUAUGUGUAUACUCUUACAGUUUUUUAUUUGGUGCAAGCUGAGAUUUGUGCAGCAUGUUUUAGCUGUCGAGUUCUAAAUGUUCGGGAUGACCAAGGGAUUUUGUAUUAUGAUAUUAAAGACGAAAAUGACCGAGUGUUUAGGGUGGUGCUUAAUGUUGCUGAAGUAAUAGCUUCAUGUGGAUGUAAAUUGUUUGAAAGGGUAGGGUUGCUUUGUAGGCAUAUUUUUGUAGUUUUCAAAGAUUUGAACUUGAAUUCAAUUCCACUAGUCUAUGUAGUUAACAGGUGGACCAAGAGUGCAUCACUGGGUCAAUCUUUUGAUAUUGAUGGUGUUGUUGUUGAUCAAUGUAGAGGUGUUGAUGAGAAGUUGUCUGACAUUGAUCGUUUGAAAGGGUUUUCCCAGAUCAUUAAGGACCAUAAGGAUAUGCUUUUGGCUGAUAAGGAUGGUUGUUCUUCUACUGUUGAUAAGAGGUCAGUCAUCGAGUCAAUAUGUGGUUCUUCAGUCCCUUCUGAAGUUUCCAUUCUUCCACCAAACAAAGCAAAGAAUAAGGGUAGUGGUAGGCGCAUUAAAGGUUGCAAGGAGAUUGCCAUUGAACAAAGUAAGAAUGAGAGGACGUGCAAGACUUGCAACAAACCUAAUCAUGAUAGUAGGAAUUGUGUGUUGAGGAAAACGAAGGACAAGGUGUGCGGUUUACAGAUACUCUAG